AGCUUUGUUCAAGACUCCUUCGGCUUUGGCCUUGAACCAGAGCCAGCACUGCAAGCAGCUGGAAGGGCUGGUUGUUUCUCAAGUCCAACUGUGCCGCAGCAACCUGGAGCUGAUGCAGACGAUUAUCCAGGCUGCCCGUGAGGUCAUCAAGACGUGCCGGAAAGCCUUUUCCGACAUGCGGUGGAAUUGCUCGUCCAUCGAGCGAGCUCCGAAUUACUUGCUGGAUUUGGAGAGAGGUAAAAGGGAUGGGCAAUGUAACAAAACGUCCAAUGGAAGCGACAGUUGUGACUUGAUGUGCUGCGGCCGCGGCUACAAUCCUUACAUGGACAAGGUGGUGGAGAGAUGCCACUGCAAGUAUCACUGGUGCUGCUACGUUACCUGCAAAAAGUGUGAGCGGACUGUCGAGAGGUACGUGUGCAAAUGAAGCCUUGCCCACGCCUCUCCGCUGCUUUC
This is a messenger RNA of Thamnophis sirtalis, 453 nucleotides long. The record is from RefSeq and is a predicted model, not a curated record. Lineage: Eukaryota; Metazoa; Chordata; Lepidosauria; Squamata; Natricidae.